Microdochium trichocladiopsis is the source of this 1404-nucleotide messenger RNA. RefSeq names its product heavy-metal-associated domain-containing protein. Bases 348 to 1100 code for a protein of 250 amino acids. The record is from RefSeq and is a predicted model, not a curated record. Lineage: Eukaryota; Fungi; Ascomycota; Sordariomycetes; Xylariales; Microdochiaceae. Gene Ontology annotation, biological process: removal of superoxide radicals. Gene Ontology annotation, molecular function: superoxide dismutase copper chaperone activity; copper ion binding. Gene Ontology annotation, cellular component: cytoplasm. The transcript is spliced from 2 exons.
CCCGGGCCGGCCAGGAUUGUGUAAGUCGAAUGAUUUCUGGUUGAUAUCAUACAUCACUCUCCGGAUCGACUCUGCUGUAUUAUGCCCCGGUUGCUAUCACGCAUCACAUAUACACAGAUCGCUACUCUCACGGGCUGUGCCACCGUUGGCUUUUACGGGACAUCACAUCUCCACUACACAACUUGGCAACCGAAGAAGCACGCCGAGGCGAAUCUCUCAGCAGGCAAGAUGGCCGUCCAGAAUCAAGUCAAGACUCCUUUCCAAGUCAGUGCAGAGCACACAUUCCGUAUGCAUGCAACUCUGCGAUCUGACAAUGCACCGUGAGCCAGACGCUUUUUGCUGUCCACAUGACAUGCGAGAGCUGUGUCAAGUCCGUAUCCGACUCACUGCACGCUCUUGAUGGUGUCAACCGGGUCGAUGCGGACCUCGAGAAGCAGCAAGUCACAGUCGAGGGUACAGCUGCACCAUCCAGUAUCGUCAAGGCGAUCGAGGCGACGGGCCGCGAUGCGAUACUGCGAGGCUCCGGUACCACAAACGGUGCCGCCGUCUGCAUUCUCGAGACAUUUCACCAGAGGCAAGGCGAUGGCGGAGGCGAGUCCGAACUUCCACCUGGAGCCGUCCAAAUGAGCUCGUGGCUGGAUCCCAGGAAUGUCCGUGGCCUGGCUCGCAUGGUGUCUGUGUCACCCACGGCCACGAUUGUCGAUCUUACCAUCCACGGCGUGCAGCCUGGCAAAUACAAUGCAACAAUCAGGGAGUAUGGAAACUUGCAAUACGGGGCUUCAUCGACUGGCCCUGCGUGGGCUGGCGACAACAGCACGGGGCAGGCUCGAGGCUUUCUUGGGACUAUCGACGUUGGUAAGGACGGCAAGGGCUCCAUGUUUACCGAUCACCCGCUUCAGGUGUGGGAGAUCAUUGGCCACGCCAUGGUUGUCACUCAACAGGACGCCAACAAGACAGAGCUUGAUAACAACGAGAGCACUGUGCUGGGUGUCAUUGCGAGGAGUGCUGGGAUGUGGGAUAACGACAAGGCUGUGUGCUCUUGCACGGGCAAGACGUUGUGGGAGGAGCGGAAAGAUCAGGUGUCGAAGGGCAUGAUAUAAGGAACUUGUUGCUAGCCUCAAGCGUGAUGGAUGAUAUGGCGCAAGCACUGCAUUUUUCACGGCCUGGCCUUCCUUGCCCCGAAAUGUGCAAGUCUUUGGUUGAUCUGUGAUGGGAGUGGUCACACAGCGACUACUAUAUGCUAAUAGUUGAUUGUUCCGUUUUGCCGCUCAACAAGCAUGGCUUGCAGCUCGACUUCUGACGCAAUACGGGCUCGUGUGAGGAAGAGAUGGAAUCGACCUCUUCCCCAGUAAGUCUACACAUCUCAGAGGUGGAUGUGCUUUGGGUUGAGGGUGACUAGCAUGC